Stomoxys calcitrans (stable fly) is the source of this 2273-nucleotide messenger RNA. RefSeq lists its product as uncharacterized. Bases 395 to 2047 code for a protein of 550 amino acids. The transcript has 6 exons. The record is from RefSeq and is a predicted model, not a curated record. Lineage: Eukaryota; Metazoa; Arthropoda; Insecta; Diptera; Muscidae.
AAACACAACAAAGCUUUUUUCUUACAACGUCUAAGCACGUAGGAAGCUUUAUCUUUGGCUUAAAUGAUAUUGCAAGUCGUAGGUCUUGCACAGGCGCGUAGUAUGCACAACUCCACAAAAGUUUUUAUGCUAGUCCAGUGCCAACCAUUGCGGCAAACAGACGCAUUUAAUUUAAAAGCGUAUAAACAAAAUAAAGUCCAAAAAUUAAUCGGCUCGCUCGCUCGCUUGCCCCAUCAUAAAUCCGUUACAAAAUUAACUCUAAUUGCACGUCUUACAAGCUCAUUAAGAUUAGAGCACGCCUCAUAAUUAACCACGAGUUUCGGUCAAAGCUAAUUAAAGACAAACAAAAAAGCAAAACCUUGGCUCAACAAAAACUAGAUUAAGUGAAAAUAAAAUGAAAAUAAUCUAUCUAUUAGUCGUGUUAAGUGGCUUUAAUUGUGGUCUUGGCCAUGCCUGGAAGCCCAUAGUGGGCCAAACGCCAACGGCUACCUCCACCAUAAGUGGCUCAAAGGCUGCUUCGGCCACCUUUACAAGUUCAUUUAGUCUGCAGCAAUCACAUCCCGAUUACGGUGGCAAAACCGGCGGCUAUGUUGCGGAGAUAGCUGGUGGUGGAAGCAAGCAACUGCUGCUGGAAGAAAUAGCACCACAAUCGGAAGAGAUAAUACCACAGAAAAGCAAUUAUAAAGCGUAUGAUCCCAUAGUGCCAGCUUCCAUAAAUUUUGGAGAUGCUCGUUUUGGUUAUAAACCAGCAGGGGCAGUGGCCUUUAAGGAGGAUCAAUGCUCUGUGAAGAAAUAUGCCUUCAAUCAUGAUGGUGUUGUUCAUUAUGACAAUGAAAUCCCAGAAUUAUCACAAUUCACCAUUUGCUUCUGGAUGCGUUUCACCAAUCACAGUGGCGAUCAUGUCAUUCUAACCUAUUCCGCCGAGGAAGGACAUCGUGAUUUCCAAUUUUGGGUGGCUAACGCUAAAAACUCCAGCUUUAUCUCCAUGGCCAUAAAAGGUCAACAAAUUUACAGACUGAACUAUCCAUUGAGGGUUCGUCAAUGGCAUCAUAGCUGCACAUCAUGGAAUGGCAAAACGGGUGAAUGGCAAGUGUGGCUAAAAGCCGAACGGAUUGGGCGAGGUUUCCACAACUCUCUUGUGGGCCACAAAAUUCCACCCAAGGGCAAACUCUUUUCAGGAGGACCUUCAGUUACAGGCAAAAUCUCCGAAGGUUUGCACUUUGAAGUUACCCUGGUGCAAUUGUAUCGUGUGGCUUUGAGUGCAGGCAAAGCUCAUAGAGAUCAUAAACACCAUCAUGCGCAUCAUUUCGAUCAUGAAGGCAAGGAGAUACAUCCCACAACUAAACCUCCCCCAGUGAUCAAUCGCCCUCAACCCAUGCACAGCCUUUUGGCCAAUGGCCAAAUUCCCACAAGGGUGCGCAUAAAUCUGGCUCAGCCCACUGCCAAUACUGCUAAUGAAAUCCCUGCCAAUGCUGCUGCUGAGCAAGCUUUGACCAUACACACGAAUUUCUUAAAUGGUCAAAUUAAUGCUGGUUCCCGUUUGGUUGCUCAACAAUUGGUAGGCCUCAAUCAACCAUUAGCAGGACCUCAAUCCACUCAGACUGUAAAUCGCCAAACAAUAUUGGAUCCCAGUAAUCCUGGAAAAAUUAAAUUUGUGGAUGAAACCGAGACACGCAUACUCUUCAAGCGUGAUAUAAAGAAUUCCGAUAAGAAUCUAAAGAAACGAGGUUUGGUCUUUUUGGAUGAUGGCAGUAUUGUGGAUGAUCCUUUGAUUCAAGGUUCGGCCAUACUCAAAUAUGAAGGCUUGGCCGAAUUUGGUGGUCAACAGUUUAAGGAGGAUCUAAAUGGUCACAUGCAGGUCGAGGAUGACGUUUCGGAACAUGAUCGUGAGCCUGCAGAGGAUGAAGUCAAGGCCGUAAUGGCUUUGUGUGGUGCAUGUGACACAGAACCCUUCCAGGGUGCCAUUGUCUUUGCCUGGAAGGAUGCCCAUGAGCAGCUGAACAAUGCACUCAAGGGCUAUAGUGUGGGCAGAUGUGGUAAUUUCUAGACAAAUUCGUUUUAAAAUUUUAAGUAAGGUUUAGUAAAAUCGUUGGAUAAGAAAUAGCAAAGGAGUCGAUGGCGACAGUUGUAUUGUAUUUUUAGCCACUAGUCAGCUAAACAGGAAUUUGGAAAAUGCAAUUUUUGACGCAAAAAAUUACAGAAAAUAUGACUCGGGGUUUAAAUAGUGUACAACAAAUGCAAUGUAAUUUUAAUUGAUUUUUUUUUACGCAAAA